Lagopus muta (rock ptarmigan) is the source of this 1985-nucleotide messenger RNA. RefSeq lists its product as uncharacterized. Lineage: Eukaryota; Metazoa; Chordata; Aves; Galliformes; Phasianidae. The transcript has 2 exons. The coding region runs from base 1188 to 1985 and encodes 265 amino acids. The record is from RefSeq and is a predicted model, not a curated record.
AAUGGGGAUAUGGGGGGGUCAGAAUUGGCCCCGCCCAUAGCACCGGUACGGAAGGGGGGGGAUGGGAACGGGAACGGAAAUGGGAAAAUGGGAAAUAGUGGGAACGGGAACUGGGGACGGGAAUGGGGUCGGGAGCAGCCGGGGCGGAGGGGGGGCGCAGGGGAGGCGACCGCGCGUGGAACCGCCGCAGCGCUGGGACACGCAGCACCCCCGGGCGCUGUCCGCGGUGCUGAGCGGAGCGCCGGUGGGGCGGAACUGGACACGGAGACACGGACAGACGGACACAGGGUCGUGAGGAUGCAGACAUAAGGACAUGGACAGACAUGGGAAAAGAUGGAAACUUGGACACGGGGACAAGAGGACACGGACAGACGUACACAGGAAUCUGGGGACACGGGAACACAGACAGACACACGGACAUGAGGAUAUGGCCAUGGACAGACAGAUGUGGGAACAGAUGGGGACACAGACAUGGGGACAGACAGAAGGACACAGCCACGGAUGCACGGAGACACGGACAGAUGGACUCAAGGAUGUGGGGAUGUGAGGACACAGACAGACAGACGUAGGGGCACACGGGUACAUGGAGAUGGGACACAGAGACAGACACGUGGGGUGUGGACACACGGACAGAGCCUGUGACACGCAGUGACACAGUGACGGUCACACCACACACACCGUCACACGCAGUGCAACAGCUGUAGGAUCGCCGCACACAGCAUCGCACCUCACCACACACCGCAGGCACAGGGCCACACACAGCACACGCGGUGACACGCGCCCCGUUACACGCACACCGAUACACACGGUUGCACACACACGGUUGCACACACACGGUUGCACACACACUCACACCCUGAAGCCCCACAGCGACUCUCACACGGCGGUUUUGGGGCGCACCCACACAUGACCCCCAUCUCACACCCGUUACACAGGACAGGGUCGCACACCCGCCGUUGCACACUCGCCGUGACCCGCAGUCACGUGGUCACACGCGCACCGUCACACCCGGCCGGCCGUUACCCGUUCCUCCCCCCGCCUCCGAGACGCCGCACUUCGGCCCGUGAUGGCGGCGCCCGGACCGGCGGCAGCGGGAGCUGAGCGGGGGGUGCGAGCGGGGGUGCGAGCGAGGGGGGGGGAGGGGGACUCUGGGGGGAUGGCGCGGUGACCCGUGUCCGUGUGUCCGUAUGUCCGCCCGUCUCCCGCAGCCGUCCCUGCGCCCGGCCGUGGAGCGGUACCUGCGGGAGCGGCCGGAGGUGGCGAUGCUGCUGCGGGGGCUGCUGCGGGAGGUGAUGAUGCGACGGCCCCACAACGUCCUGGAGUUCGCUGCAGGUGGGGGGACACCAGGGGACCCCACAGCUAUUAAGGGGACAGUGACAGCCCCAGAGUGUAAGGGGACCCCAGUGGAACAGUGGGGAUGGGGGGGACGCAUCAGAGGAAUGGUGACAGCAGGGCCCAAUCCCUUCAGAGACAGCAACACCCCUAAACCAGGGGGAGCAUUUGAGGAGCACCACCAAGGUGUGUGGGGGGCAGUUGGACCAUUUAGGGACAGGGACAUCAAGGUGUGGGGGGCACACGAUGGGACAGUGGCACCAGGAUGCAAGAGGGCACUGGGGCAACGACACCGAGGGGUGUGGGGGAACUACCUGGGAGCAGCGCCACCAAAGCGCACGGAUCCAUUUGGGGACAGCAUCACGGAGCACGGUGCUCCCACCCAUUGCAGGGUACUUCACGGACCCAGAGCUGCCGCGGAGGAUUCGGGAUCAGCUGGGGACCCCACAGCAGCCGCAGUGAUGGCGACGCCCCGUGUGACACAGCAGGGACAGGAACCCGGUGCUUGUGGUGCUGUGUGUCCUACAGCAGCGCUGGGGCUGUGGUGCUGUCAGCGCUGUCACUCCACAAGCCGCUCACCUUUGGAGUCAGCCCUCGAAAAUCCCUUUGAGGUUACCCCCAAAACCCUGCUGCCCUCUCGAGUCACUUCGUGA